Linum trigynum is the source of this 963-nucleotide messenger RNA. The record is from the annotation of a GenBank genome assembly. NCBI's taxonomy places the organism in Eukaryota, Viridiplantae, Streptophyta, Magnoliopsida, Malpighiales, Linaceae.
AUGGUCGUAUGGAUUCAGUUCCCAGUGUUCCCAGUGCACUUCUAUCAUAAGGAAAUUCUUUUCACCUUGGGAAACAUGGUAGGCAGGGCUAUUAAACUCGACUUUCAUACUCAACAUCAACAGCGAGCUAAGUUCGCCCGGAUGGCGGUGGAACUCGAUCUCUCAAAACCGCUGGUCACACGAAUUCGUCUGGACGGGAAGUGGCAAUACAUUGAAUAUGAGAAUCUGCCAGAUUGCUGUUUUGAGUGCGGAAAGAUUGGGCACACGACGAUGUCCUGCCCGACCUUGGCGGCUAAGCCGCAGCUGCUGACCGGCGAAGCGAACUCGGGUUCAUCGGAAGCCUGGCCGGAGAAGGCGUCGGAGGAGAAACAAGGUUUCGGCCCAUGGAUGCAAGUUACACGAAAAUCUCGGCGAGGGAAUCGGAAUGGAGAAAAAGGAAACUUGAACGCUAUUAUUGGGGAUACGCCUGGGAUUGGGAAAGCCGGAAGAGGAAAGAAUUGUUCGCAAGAAUUGGAAAGCCACAACGGGCUGAAAGGGGGACAAAAGGAAGUACCAAAUCAGCGAGCUGAGAUGGCGCGGGUGAAAACAAAUGAGAAAGGUAAGUCGGUUGGAAAUGGGAACCGAAAGGGUAAGGAGAAAUUGGGAAAGGAAGUGGUGGAGCAGGCCAAUGGUGGUAAAGGAGUCCUUGGGCCAAUUCCUUCUUCUAAGGCUAUACCAUCUUUGGGGGCCACUGUCACGCGGGCCAAGGAAGUUGGGGCAGACUCCUUUGUCACUGGACCUAAGUCAGUUGGAGCCCCAUCUUCGUCUAAAAGCUCCAACAAAGUGACGCUCCCCCCGCCAACACCCGUCCAUGUGGUAUCGGGCCAAAUUCCACGACAAUUCAAGUUGUUGUUGUCCCGUCCCUCGAUCAUCAGAGGUCCUCGAACACCAAAAAUGAGACCCCGUCGGCGACGACACGCAUGA